Camelus dromedarius (Arabian camel) is the source of this 3686-nucleotide messenger RNA. It is a transcript of the gene LCP1, whose product is annotated as lymphocyte cytosolic protein 1. The coding region runs from base 152 to 2035 and encodes 627 amino acids. The record is from RefSeq and is a predicted model, not a curated record. Gene Ontology annotation, biological process: actin filament network formation; actin filament bundle assembly. Lineage: Eukaryota; Metazoa; Chordata; Mammalia; Artiodactyla; Camelidae. The transcript has 16 exons. Gene Ontology annotation, molecular function: calcium ion binding; actin filament binding. Gene Ontology annotation, cellular component: actin filament; actin filament bundle; cytoplasm.
GAUUUGUCAUUCUAGUCACUUCCUGCCUUGUGACCACACACCCGGGGUUGACAGAGUUGUUCUGCAGAUCAGAAAGAAGGGGCUUCUGGUCACACACCAGUACCACUGAGGACAGUUUUUCUCCGAGAUCUGUUGCCUAAAGCAAUAAAAAAUGGCCAGAGGAUCAGUAUCCGAUGAAGAAAUGAUGGAGCUCAGAGAAGCUUUUGCCAAAGUUGAUACCGAUGGCAAUGGGUACAUCAGCUGCAAUGAGCUGAAUGACUUGUUCAAGGCUGCCUGCUUGCCUCUGCCUGGGUACAGAGUGAGAGAAAUUACAGAAAACCUGAUGGCUACAGGUGACCUGAACCAGGACGGGAAGAUCAGCUUUGAUGAGUUUAUCAAGGUUUUUCAUGGCCUAAAAAGCACAGAUGUUGCCAAGACCUUUAGAAAAGCAAUCAAUAAGAAGGAAGGGAUUUGUGCAAUCGGAGGCACUUCAGAGCAGUCCAGUGUUGGUACCCAACACUCCUAUUCAGAGGAAGAGAAGUAUGCCUUUGUCAACUGGAUAAACAAAGCCCUGGAAAAUGACCCUGAUUGCCGGCACGUCAUCCCCAUGAAUCCAAACACCAAUGAUCUCUUCAGCGCUGUUGGAGAUGGCAUUGUCCUUUGUAAAAUGAUCAACCUAUCAGUGCCGGAUACAAUUGACGAAAGAACAAUCAACAAAAGGAAACUCACCCCUUUCACCAUCCAGGAGAAUUUGAACCUGGCCCUGAACUCGGCCUCAGCCAUCGGGUGCCACGUGGUUAAUAUCGGGGCUGAGGACCUAAAGGAGGGGAAGCCUUACCUGGUGCUGGGACUGUUGUGGCAAGUCAUCAAGAUUGGGUUAUUUGCCGACAUCGAACUCAGCAGAAAUGAAGCUCUGGUUGCUCUUUUGAGAGAAGGGGAGAGCCUGGAGGACUUGAUGAAACUCUCCCCCGAGGAGCUCCUGCUGCGGUGGGCUAAUUACCACCUGGAAAAUGCAGGCUGCAACAAAAUCAACAACUUCAGCACCGACAUCAAGGACUCCAAAGCUUAUUACCACCUGCUUGAACAGGUGGCUCCUAAAGGGGAUGAAGAAGGCGUCCCUGCUGUUGUUAUUGACAUGUCAGGACUAAGGGAGAAGGAUGACAUCCAGAGGGCAGAAUGCAUGUUGCAGCAGGCGGAGAGGCUGGGCUGCCGACAGUUUGUCACAGCCACAGACGUCGUCCGAGGGAACCCCAAGUUGAACUUGGCUUUCAUUGCCAACCUCUUUAACAGAUACCCUGCCCUGCACAAACCAGAGAACCAGGACAUCGACUGGGGGGCUCUUGAAGGUGAGACAAGAGAAGAGCGGACAUUUAGGAACUGGAUGAAUUCCUUGGGUGUUAACCCUCGAGUCAAUCAUUUGUACAGUGACUUGUCAGAUGCCCUGGUCAUCUUCCAGCUCUAUGAAAAGAUUAAAGUCCCUGUUGAUUGGAACAGAGUAAACAAACCGCCAUACCCCAAACUGGGGGGUAAUAUGAAGAAGCUUGAGAACUGUAACUAUGCUGUGGAACUGGGGAAGAAUCAAGCUAAGUUUUCCCUGGUUGGCAUCGGUGGGCAAGAUCUCAAUGAAGGAAACCGCACCCUAACGCUGGCCCUGAUUUGGCAGUUGAUGAGAAGGUACACACUGAAUAUUCUUGAAGACAUUGGAGGCGGGCAGAAGGUCAACGAUGACAUUAUUGUCAACUGGGUGAAUGAGACACUGAAGGAAGCGGAGAAAAGUUCAUCCAUCUCUAGUUUCAAGGAUCCAAAGAUUAGCACAAGUCUGCCUGUUCUGGAUCUCAUCGACGCCAUCCAGCCAGGUUCCAUUAACUAUGACCUUCUGAAGACAGAAAACCUGAACGAUGAAGAGAAACUCAACAAUGCAAAGUAUGCCAUCUCCAUGGCCCGAAAAAUUGGAGCAAGAGUGUAUGCCCUUCCAGAAGAUCUGGUUGAAGUGAACCCCAAGAUGGUCAUGACAGUGUUUGCUUGCCUCAUGGGGAGAGGAAUGAAGAGGGUGUAAGACCCAGCGGGCGGGGCUGGAGGCGCAUGCGCGUUUUUGACUGCUCAGCCCUGGGUGCUCCCCGGAAACGCAGGGACCCGUCAAGCAUUUCCAAAGAUUUCAAGUUGGUGACAUGAUACGAGAUUCCAAAAGGGGUAUAUCUGUGCAGCCAAGUAGCCUUCGUGUAUUUAACAGAAAAUGCUUUAUUCUUUGCAAAAGAUCCAGUCUCUUACAAAUUUUUUCUAAUCAUUGAAUUGAUUGCUUCUUUGAAUAUCUAGAGGAAAAAAAGAACUUAUUAUCGAGGCACCCUUCCCGCUUUUGCCAUUGGAGUCAAGUAGAGAAGCCGCAGUGUUGUUAAUUUUAACAUAAUCUUUCCAGCCAGCUUAAUGUGGCUGCCUUCUUGUUCAAGGUGAGAACCAGGAGGGGAGAAUCGUCAAACCAGUCCUAAAACCGGCUUCUGGAGGCCAGCGUUUGAUCUGUUGCAGCCUCCUUCGCGUCGCCCUUCCCCUACACUCUAUCUGCCUGUGGCUUGGCUCUCCGCCCUCUCAGAGCUAUGCCUUCUUCACGGCCCCGCUCUGCUGACCAGCCUCCUUCCUGGGCCACUUGGCUCAUCUGACAAAUCAGUCGGGCUGUUGGGGUCCCAAGAGUCUCUGGUAACCUGCAGAAGACUCGUCAUCAGAGCCUUUUCUCAGGACGAGGGUCCCAAAUGUCAUCAGAUUUUGUUUGUUCAGCCAAUAGGAAGCCCUCUGUUUUUAGCCCUAGGAUCUGGGCUCAGACUAGAUCUAACAUCCUGCAUACUGUGCCUUCAGAUAGAUUCUUAACUCUCUCCGCGGAAAGUUAGAUCCAAGGAGGGUGUCAUUGAGCAGAAAGCCACUGGGGGGCAGUGUAGAGCCAUAAUAGAGCAUCUGCCCUUUGGUGCUGCCUCUCCAGAUAUUUAGCCCUGCUAUUACGUCUAGUUAUGGUGGGAUGGCUAAAUCUCUGGUGCCUGGGAACCAUCCUGCUCUGACUUCAUUUGCAUUUAAAUCCUCCUGUAUCUGAUUGCUUCCAGGACAUAGUAUCAGUGUUUACUUUUUUGAUACCCCCAAGCUCCCAGGGGCAAUACGUGCCAACAAACGGUGCCCCCACUCCCCUCCCUCCAACACACACUUAUAUACACACAGACUUAGCUGGCUGAGUUGCUUAACAAAGAGCUAAUUUACUGGAUGUUUAAAGAAUUCCAAAACAAAAGCAAAGGAACAGUGUGAAUUUGAGCACUUCUGAGAGAUUAAACAAUUUCCUUGAAAACCUACCAAAGGCUAAAUUGCAGCAGAGCAUUGGGCACCCACAACUCGACCCCCCUCUCUCGUGGUGAAAGGGCUCAUCACUGAGGUAUCCUCUUUAGGGGUGCUAUGUAAUGGAACUUGGCCAUUUUCCAAAGCAAUUGAAAUGCCUCACGCUGGAUCUAUUCCCUGGUAGUGGGCUCAGGAAGCCAGUGCGUGGUUUCUUUGGGCCCAUCCCCUGUGUCUCUGCUGCAUCUGAAUGCAAAGUGGUUGGCUUUGUCUUAAUCUGCAUUUAAUGUAGCCUCCGAUGAUCCUCCCCCAUCUGCCUCCAGGAAGAAUGUUACUGCCUUAAGGGUAAAUGAAGGUGAAUUAAUGUUCAAGACCUCUCCAAAUAAAAUCCUCCCUCUGUUGGA